GAGCGAGAGAGAGACAGAGAGAGAGGAAGCUGUAUAGCAACAGAGCGAAGGAGAGGAACUAAGCAAAAGGGAGAGAGAGGAAAAAAGCUGAAUUAAUUCAGGCUGAAUGGGAGGGAGGGAUGUUGCUACCUCUGCCGGGGCUCCAGUGCCUUUGCUGUGCCUCUCUGUGUAGCUGGAGCUGUGUUGUGUAGCUGUGGCUCUGCUCUUUGUAGCUGUAGCUGCUGGUUUGUGUUGUGAGGGGCUCGCUGCUCUGCUCACGGGGGAAGGGAGAGCACGGACUGCCUAUCAACCCAUACUGAAGGAAGGAACACACACACAGACAGCAAAACUACUGGGAUGGGCAGAGGUCAUUAUAGGUCAUUGGUGCAGCAGACCUGCUAAGAGACCCUGUGUGGACUGACUGUGGGCUGUGGACAUAUCACUUCCUACCAGAGAUGAGGGGAACAGCUUGAGUCUGACGUCAGAGAGCGGGGAAGACCUAGAGACCUGCCUCUAGCUGGACCUCCAUAUCACAUAUUGCCCGUCCUUAUCCCCCUUCCCCCACCCCACCAUCUCUGGCAUCUGUUUCUACCACCACCUCCACUCACUGGGAAGGAUUUGGGAUGACAGUUAACCUCCUCAGCUCUACCUCACUCCUCUUCACCACCCAGGGAUAACCAGCACUAGAACCUCUGUACCCCGAGAGGCACACUUACCAUCCUCCCUCACCUCCCCCAGCUGGCAUCAUGAUGGGAGAUGGAGUUGGGAACUGGGAGUGUUUGAGUCCGUCUGAGUUUGGACAGCUGCAGCAGUACAGCGAGUAUUCCACCAAGAAGCUCAAGGAUGUUCUGGAGGAGUUUCACGGUGAAGGAGUCCUCUCCAGGUACAAUCCCGAGCAGAAGCAAGACGUUCUCAACCAACCCAUAGACUAUGAGGGUUUCCAGCUCUUCAUGACCACAUACCUGGAGAACGACAUCCCUGAGGAGCUGUGUCAGCACCUGUUCACCUCCUUCAAGAGCAAGACAGGGGGCUGCUCUCCUGAGGUGCCCCGUGCUGGAGCAGGACUGCUGGAGCCACGUUCCAUUGAUGCAGGCAUCUCUAUACAGACUGAAGUGGCCUGUGCCCCCAUAACAGGAAUGAAUGGGAAGAGCAUCCUGACAGCAAUGGGCCGGCACACACCAGAGCAUUCCAUUGUGAUGGCCACAUGUUCAGGUGCCGUGUCUACCUCUCCCUGCUCCUCCCGGUCCUCCUCACAGCACUCUGGGACAGGGGCCCACACACCCGGGGGUUCCUACCACUCACCUGCCUGCACCCAAGCCAAACUCUUCACAGGUAGCAGUAGUAAUGCUCUGACCCCCACCCCAGCCAAGUCCCCUGCCUCCCCUCGCCUCUCCCCAGAGAGGAUCAGAGCGGAGAAGAGGAGGAGUCCAUCACCCCAGAAGGGCUCCCCUUUACUCUCCCCCCAGGUGGUGUUUCUGAAGGACAUUGUGUGUUACCUGUCCCUGCUGGAGAGGGGCACACCAGAGGACAAGUUGGAAUUCAUGUUCCGGCUGUACGACACAGAUGGCAAUGGAGUACUGGACAGCUCGGAACUGGACCGCAUCAUCAAUCAGAUGGUCCACGUGGCAGAGUACCUGGAAUGGGACUCUACAGAGCUGCGACCAAUCCUGAAGGAGAUGAUGGAAGAGAUAGACUAUGACCGGGACGGAACAGUCACCCUGGAGGAGUGGAUCAGGGGAGGCCUCACCACCAUCCCUCUGCUGGUCCUGCUGGGCAUGGAGACGAAUGUGCAAGAGGAUGGGCAGCAUGUGUGGAAAUUAAAGCACUUCAACAAGCCAGCCUACUGUAACUACUGCCACACCAUGCUGCUGGGAGUCCGCAAGCAGGGCCUCUGCUGCUCUAUAUGCAAGUACACAGUCCAUGAACGCUGUGUGUCCAAAGAUAUCGCUGCCUGCAUCAGCACCUACGCCAAGUCCCGCAGACACACUAAUGCUAUGCAGCACGUGUGGAUGGAGGGAAACUCUCCUACUAAGUGUGACCGCUGUCACAGAAGUAUCAAGUGCUACCAGGGCUUAACGGGCCUACACUGUGUGUGGUGUCAGAUCACUCUCCAUAAUAAGUGUGCGUCCAACAUGAAACCAGAGUGUGAUGGAGGAGCCCUUAGAGACCACACUCUACUCCCAUCCUACAUCUGCCCUGUAGUCCUGGACCGUCAUUCUGUUGUGAAGCGGGGUGAAGGGGACUCCCCGCCCAGCACCAGCCCUGAUAACCCGAGUCAAAGCUUCAAAUUCACAGGAGACGGACAAGCACUGCAGAUCACUCCUCUCCCAGGCACACAUCCCCUCCUGGUCCUGGUCAACCCAAAGAGUGGCGGGAGACAAGGGGAGCGGGUAUUGAGAAAGUUCCAGUACCUGCUGAACCCCAGACAGGUGUACAGUCUAGACCGAGAGGGACCCAUGGUGGGGCUCAACUUCUUCCAUGAUGUCCCUGAUUUCCGGGUGCUGGCAUGUGGAGGGGAUGGGACAGUGGGAUGGAUCUUAGACUGUAUUGACAAGGCCAACUUCACCAGAGAUCCCCCUGUGGCCAUCCUCCCUCUGGGCACAGGGAAUGACCUGGCAAGAUGCCUACGCUGGGGCGGUGGUUAUGAAGGAGGCAGUCUUCUGAAGUUCCUGCGGGACAUAGAGCACAGCACAGAGAUGGUUCUGGACCGAUGGAACAUCGACAUAGUCCCUGUUGACAAGGAGGAGAAGGGAGACCCUGUCCCCAACAGCAUCGUCAACAACUACUUCUCCAUCGGAGUGGAUGCGUCUAUCGCUCAUCGCUUCCACUUGAUGAGAGAGAAGCACCCAGAGAAAUUCAACAGCAGAAUGAAGAACAAGUUGUGGUACUUUGAGUUUGGCACCACAGAGACCAUCUCCGCCACUUGCAAGAAACUCAACGAGUGUAUCGAAGUGGAGUGUGAUGGUAUCAUCCUGGACCUCAGCAGCACGUCGUUGGAAGGCAUCGCCGUCCUCAACAUACCCAGCAUGCAUGGCGGCUCCAACCUGUGGGGCGAGACCAAGAAGAGGAGGAACUACAGCCGCAUGAGCAAGAAGGUUCCAGACAGGAUGCCCACCAGUACCGUCACCGAUAUAAAGGAGCUCAAAUUCUGUGUUCAGGACCUGAGCGACCAGUUGCUAGAGGUGGUGGGUCUGGAGGGUGCCAUGGAGAUGGGGAAGAUCUACUCAGGCCUGAAGAGUGCUGGCCGCAGACUGGCCCAAUGUGCUAACGUCACCAUCAGGACAUCCCGGCUGCUGCCCAUGCAGAUUGAUGGGGAGCCUUGGAUGCAGCCCCCAUGCACGAUCAAGAUCACACAUAAGAACCAGGUUCCCAUGCUACUGGGCCCUCCUCAGAAGACCCCCUUCUUGUUCUUCAAGAGACGCAACAGAAGUCGGGACUAUGAGUGAGGAGGACACUUCAAACUCCCCCCUCUUCACAAACACAUUCACCAACCCCUCGGGACAACUCAAUAGGUCCCACAGACCAAGGCAUUGCCCCUUGGACCUACAGUACCACUUCAGAAUGAACUGACUUCCUCUCAGUGUAAUGACCACUUCCUGUGUAUCCAUGUUCUAGCUUCUAGAACUUCCUGUGAACUCUGAACUCUGAACUCUGACCCUGCCACUGGCACACUAGCUCAGUCAACCUCAGCUCCAGACUCAGCUUCAGCCCCAGACCCAUCAGUAAUGCCACACUGCCUUGGCAAAACACAGUGCCAGCAGAAUAUGGGUUCAUCUAGGAUACUGCCUUGGUUCUCAAAUGGAGGGAUAGAGAGAUGGAGUGAUAAGGAAACACAUAAAGAGAGAGAGAGACAAAGAGAGAAGCAGCAGAAGGGGAAUGGGAAGAGAAGAGUAGAAGAAAAGAAAGAGUGCAAAAGAGCGAGAGCAAGGGAUGGGAUGAUUGACAUACAGCAGAUGAAAGUAGUAUGGCUGUGUUGUGUGCGUGCGUGUGUGCGUGUGUGCGUGUGUGUGUGUGCGUGUGUGUGUGUGUGUGUGUGCAUGUGUGCGUAUGUGUGUGCAUAUGUGUGUGCAAGUUCUCCUCUCUCUUUGAGGAGCCUGUUGAAUAAUGGAUCAGAGCUUGUAGAGUAUUCACUCCAGUGUCUCUCCAUGGCACAGAACACUGCACUGCCUGAGAGAUGAAACGGAAAGAGAUCAUCUAUUAUUGACUGCUUCGUUUACGCUUGACGGUGGCAGCAGGGCAAAACACACAGUAACAAUGGCCUGGGAAGCAUGGGAAACUCAAACUAACAUGCAGGGAUUUUUGCCCCCCAGCAUAUUUGCUCACAACAAGCAUCUUUAGCCUAGUUUUGUAGAAUAUCAAUAGCUGAUCUGGUGUCAGGUCAAACAGAUGGCAAGGACUGGAGGUUUUUCUGUUUAUCUUCAUGUGGCUUAUUCACAUACUGUAGACAGGUCACCCACCAUCUUAGUAAGUGUAUAAACCCCUCUGAGACUCAGUCACACAGGUCCUCAACUUAGACUGGUUUUAUUGUUCUCCUCCAAAUGGCAAGGCCAUUGGUCCUUCGAGCCAGAUCAGUGGAACAGAGCCCAGUGUACAGGGGAGACCAAAAGAGGUUGGAGAGAGACGUGGACCUUACUUAUAUGUAUCACUGUGGCGACGUGAGAUGAGAGCGGAGUCCCAUGUCCCCCUCAGAAGUGCCGAGUAGGAUCAGCUAUAGGUUGAAGAAAGAAACCCAGUGUAGAGAAGACCAAAGGAGUUUGGGGUGAGGAGUGAGGAGUGGACUAGAUAUAUAUCACUAGAGAAUGUGAGAUAAGUCUGUUGCCCAAUCAGAGAGCCCAGUAGGACCUCUGUAAGAGCAGAGUUCAGUGUAGAGGAAGAGGUGACUGAAGGAGGGUAGGUCCUUACUGUAAUGUUACAUGUAUCACCGUAGAGAUGAGAGAAGUCCCGAUCAGAAGUGCCCACUAGGAUAGCUUUAGGUUGAAUAAGCAUUAGUACCUGCUGCCCAGUAGGAUAUCUAAAGGUUGAAUCAACAAGCCUCAUCCAUAGGUUGAAUCAACAAGCCUCAUCCAGCUACAGAUGUCCCAGAAGACUUUCAGAGAUUGAAAUGGAUUCAGCUAACUAGUGCUGGUAUAUAACAGCCUGCCCUGACUGCCCCAGGCCUUAGGGGUCUGAUUUACCAUAGCGUGGACAGGAACUAAAUUUAACCUGCUAUUUCGGGAGGAUCUAUCCUGUGAAACACUAUUCCUAAUUACAGUGUAAAAACAUUAGCUCGCAAUGGGAAGUGUCCAAGAGUGCAAAACUAGGAGGCCAGUGAUGAGGGCUCGCUGGCUGUAAAAUGGUGGGUGUUAUUCAAAACAUGUUUGUUGCUGGACGGCACCAUUGAAGCAACAGGAAGAUAUGUUAUCAAUUGAAAUGGGCUGAACUGAAAAUCACACAUAGGAGUCAAACCUAACGGCAAAAGCUGAACAGGCAAGACACCUGUGUGGCAGAAUGUGGUAUCCAUCUACUAAGAUAUACCACUACCCGUAUGAAUGUGGUAUCCAUCUACUAAGAUAUACCACUACCCGUAUGAAAAUAUUACUGUCCCAACUAUAGUGGCCAACUAUAUAUGUGUAGAUACAGUAUUUGUAUAUUCUGGAAGAUGUGUAUUACACAUACAUUUUUAUUUUAUUUUAUUGAACCUUUAUUUAACUAGGCAAGUCAGUUAAGAACAAAUUCUUAUUUACAAUGACGGCCUGGGAACAGUGGGUUAACUGCCUUGUUCAGGGGCAGAAUGACAGAUUUAGUUUUUGUGUUUUUAAUAAUAUAUUAUAAUAUAUUAUUAGUGUAGAGCUUUGAGGCAUCCCACUGGGCAAACACUGAUUGAAUCAAUGUUGUUUCCAUAUCUGUUCCACGUUGAACCAACGUAGAAUAGACAUCGAAUUGACAUCUGUGCCCUGUGGGAUAGUUUAGAAGAGUACAUACAGAUCAGUGUUCUUCAGUGGGUCACUUGAAUAACAGUCUGGGGCUGGUUCACAACACAUUCCCUUUGGUGUUGAGCACCCUCAUACCCUAGGAUGUAGGGGUUAGGGUGCAGGGCCCAGGGGGGUGGGGGCAGUGAGCCUCCAUGGUACACUGAGUGUUUGUCCCAAAUGGCACCCUAUUCCAUUAGGUGCCAUUAGGACUCACCAGAGCACCACUCAUGGGACGAGGCGUUGAUGUCUUCGCCCCGAGUUCCCUUUAAAACCACACUGAGCCGAGACUCUCGUGUCCAGGCUCCACUAAACAGAGACACAUGUCCAAUGACCAUGGGGUAGAGGUAAAACAUUGGUUUAGUCCCAAGGCACCCUAAUCCUAAUAUAGUUUACUGCUUUUGACCAAAAUCCUAUCAAAAGUAGUGCACUAUAUAGGGAAUAGGGUGCCAUUUGGGACACAGCCUUUAUCUCUGUGGACCACAGGGUCUGUCUGACCCUGCAACACCUCUAACCAGUACAUAUGGGAAACAUUUCAUUGACCACAUCACCUCUACAAUCCUAACAUAGCAUCAUUGGUCGACGGUCAUUGGACACAUUUUUUGCGUGUAGUCCUUACGGAGCCUGGAUCGAGGCGACUCAGUAAAAAGUGUGCAUGUUUACAGUUUACUUUUCAUUAAUGGGAAAAGGAUGAUUUUAAAUUGAAACCCUUUUAAUUAUGUGUAAAUAGAUACUUGAUUAUAUAUUUUAUCUCACCACCGCAUGCCUGCUGAAACAAAGGAGACAGAAAGAAAUGUCUGUCUGCUUGAGGAGAGACCACGCUGAUUGUUGCAACCCUCUCCCUCAAGCUAGGACCUGUCCUGCUGUCGGGUGAUAUUAGCUAUUCAACCCCCUCAACCAAUCCUUUGCUUAAAAACCCAUGAUCUUGUGUAUUUACUUUGUCUUUCCCUAUUGGUAGCUAACAUAACAUGUUGAUACUUCUGUGCAAGAAAAGGACAGUGAUGGCUUGUCUUGGUCAAAUAGAGAGACUUUCCAGGAGAAAUGUACACCAUUGCCAAGCGGCCAUUUUGUGUUUCAUCAUCAGGAGAUGGAAGAGAGACACCGACACGACAUCACAACCACAGAACUUAAUCCUAUCAGACGCUAUAUCAAUCUUCAAUGUUUGUGUCAUUCACCAGUUACCACUCAUCUCCAAUUCCGGUCAUCAGAAAUGACCAUCCUCUUACUCUGUGUUGCAAUAACUCACUGCCAUCACCAACUACCCGCCUGGUCUGUACCAUCACUGCCUAUGGUGUUGGUCCACUUCCACUUCCAACUACAUCCACUUCUAAGAGGAUUUGGUUUAGCCCAGGUUGUCAACGACAUCUGUAGAAUGUGGCCUCUCAUCAUUUUAAAAAGUAGGAGGGCCGGUGUGAAAACAUCUGUUUUCUUGUUGACAGAGUGUCCCUUGGCGGGUCCUGGAAAAGGCUGCCGUUUGGGACGACGCCAGUAAGUUUUCCACCGUGAUGCAGCAGGAAUUUCUAUGUACUGCACCACAUCCACUGUUAUAAACAUAGCCAUAGCGUGUGGCCGUGGCCACUGUCUUUGUUGAUGUACAUGAUGUGAUGUGACUUGUUGAAACCACGCUGCCUCUGAGGGAACCUAAUGUAGGAGGUGUAAAAGAUCCCCGACAUACUGGUCUUGACAAGAAGAAGAAGAAACAACUGUCAGGGGAGGUUCUCUUCUGCACUGUUCAACCAAUCCAGUAAAUGUGGAGGAGGAGUUAAGAUGGAGUGUCACCUUGCUAAUGUCCAAAAGCGGAAAUCGAGUCACAGGUUCCACUGAAAACCGGAACAUCCGGUUGUUGGGAACUCGGCAGAGGCUAACUCUGAGGUGACCUAGAGGAGGGAGUUUGAGUGGCGGUUAAAGGGGGUGUUUGUGGUGGUGUUUGUGGUAUAUCAAAUAAACCAAUUAUGAUGAUAGUGUACACAGUCUAUUACAAUUAGGAUUGUGUAGUUAAUAUCUAAUAUCACUAAUAUCUACAUUCUUCCACUGAAUUGAGACAACCGGGCACAAAAAAGUCUCCCAUAUCCACGCAAGCAUACCAUUUAGAAUAUGGCCAAUACGUUGCUGCAUUUUAAGUAGUAUUUCAGUUGAGAUUAUUGGAAUGGAGCCAAAGACAGUCUUCGUCACCAUCCUCCCCAUGUGUAACUAUUAUCCCCUUGUCUCCACUGUCGCUCCCGCUUCCGACCUUGUUUUAUUUCCACCUUCAGAGACUCACAUAGGCAGUGAGGUGUAUCGUACUGUCACUGUCGUUGGUGCAAUCCUAUUCUUAGGCAUGGGCAGAUUAACUACCAGUAUUGAGUGACACUAGUGACCAGGACACAUGCAGUAGAUCCAUGCAUACAGUCCAUUUCAUUCCUGAGUGUGAUGUUCUACAUGUAUGCAUAAACCCAUAGGGCUGUUGUGUUUACCAUAGAAACAUCAUUAAUAGAAAGGGCUUAGAACAUUUGACAAUAGCAAUUUGACUGCUAAAUUCAUGGGUACACUCAAAAUGGCUGCCAAUCCUCCCAUUAUUGCAUCAUUGACUUGAAUGGGGAGGCCCGUUCUACUUAUUCUAGUUCUGUGGUGUUUACCCCCUCAGGGUCAGUGUGGUAUGUAGCUAUCCAUACGCCUGUAGCACCCAAUGAGGAUCAAGGGCAGACAGUGACAGUAGCCCCCCCCCCCCCCCCCCACCCCACCCACUCCCUCUCUGUGAUUGGACAAAAGGAGGACUGUGAAUCAAUAUUCUCAUCGUGCCCUAGCUGUGUCUACUGUCUGUCAUUCUUCCACGCCGGUAUGUUUGUUAGCUGUAUGUUGGCAUCCUCCAUUUUGAUGGACAAAAGAUUUAUCAAAUAAACAGAGGUUGAAU
This is a messenger RNA of Oncorhynchus gorbuscha (pink salmon), 8817 nucleotides long. RefSeq names its product diacylglycerol kinase beta (gene dgkg). Gene Ontology annotation, cellular component: plasma membrane. NCBI's taxonomy places the organism in Eukaryota, Metazoa, Chordata, Actinopteri, Salmoniformes, Salmonidae. The transcript has 27 exons. Gene Ontology annotation, molecular function: calcium ion binding; ATP-dependent diacylglycerol kinase activity. Gene Ontology annotation, biological process: diacylglycerol metabolic process; intracellular signal transduction; lipid phosphorylation. Bases 726 to 3425 code for a protein of 899 amino acids. The record is from RefSeq and is a predicted model, not a curated record.